CAGCCCCUCUUGGUCUCAUACGAUCCACGUACACAGAAGCCCUUGGAACCCUCGACCGGACGCAUAUUACCCUUCCCAUGAAAUAAACAAAAUGUAUAGGCUAGUUUCAGUUGUGAAACUUGGCAGCAAACGGCUCACGCCAUUGGCUUUUUGGAAUUCUGCAUUUUUUGAUCGCACUAUUAGUAGGCAUAUAGCUGCCGGGUGUGCAAACUUUCAUGUGAGCUUUUUGCAUGGGAAUUUCUGGCCGCACCCGCUGGCGUUGAAUAAAUCACAUUUUCACUGGACGUCUUCUACACAUGCGACUAAUAGCAACCGAUUUGGUGACUCGCACAAUGAGGGCGAUUCUGAUGCUCCUCCAUCGUCUACUCCAGAUUCAACCACACCCCCAUCUCCACCACCCGAUUCUCCGCCUGAUCAACUAGCUUUGUCAACCCAGAACAUUCCUGAAAAUUACCCUGUGGUCCCCAUCAUUGCCGUCACUGGUGCCCCAUUAUUCCCCAAAUUCGUAAAAAUGAUCGAAAUUACCGAUGCAAAGUUGAUGAGCUUACUGCGCCGGAAAAUCAAACUAAACGCCCCGUACGCCGGAGUGUUCUUAAAAAAGUCGUCGGCAGACCAAUCGGAUGUGGUCAAGUCCCUGGAUGAAUUACAUCGUAUUGGGACCUUCGUUCAAAUUCCCGAAUGGGAUGACCUUGGCCAGAAAAUUCGCAUGCUUGUCAUUGGCCAUCGUCGCAUUCAGUUAGUACGCCAAGUUGACGAGAACGCUACUUCUUCGAGUGACGGCCUCACUGGGUCAUUGUUCAGGAAUAAGCGCAACAGCAUUGUUCGCCGUGCUAAACGCGUAGCAUCUUCAUUCGCCGUUCAUGAUCGGGGAGAUGUCUCUUCCACCACUACGCCAGAUUCUGCUGACUCACCGAUUGACCCGAUCCAUCCCGACAAUGGGCCUCUCCUACCGUCUCCCGUCUUAGUCGCUGAAACGGUCAAUGUAUAUCACGAUCCUUACGAACUGACGCAGGAGAUAAAAGCUUUAAGCGCUGAGAUCGUCAAAACUAUCCGUGAUAUCAUCCAUUUGAACCCGGUUUAUCGAGAGAACGUCCUUGCUAUGCUCCAAGCUGGUCAACGGGUUGCGGACAAUCCGGUCUAUCUUAGCGAUCUUGGAGCUGCCCUAAGCGGUGCUGGUGACCCGGAAGAACUGCAGGCGGUUUUGGAGGAGCAAGAUAUCCGAAAUCGACUUCGGUUGUCCUUGAAUCUGGUCAAGAAAGAAUUUGAGCUGGGUCGUCUACAACACCAAAUCGGGCGCGAAGUAGAAGAGAAGGUGAAACAGCAACAUCGUCGUUACAUGCUCACUGAGCAACUCAAGGUGAUCAAACGCGAGUUAGGUCUGGAAAAAGAUGACAAAGACACAAUUGUCGACAAGUUUCGGUUGCGCCUCAAGGAUCUGACUGUUCCUCCUGCUGUUAUGGAAGUUAUUGAUGAAGAAUUGAAUAAACUUAGCGUUUUGGACAACCACUCCUCCGAGUUCAACGUAACCCGUAACUACUUAGACUGGUUGACUACCCUACCUUGGGGUGUGACGAGCGAAGAACACCUCGACUUGGCCUCUGCUCGUCAGAUCCUAGACGAAGAUCACUAUGGAAUGGAAGAUGUGAAGAAACGCAUUUUGGAGUUUAUUGCUGUUAGUCAACUCAAAGGCACCACUCAAGGAAAAAUCCUAUGCUUUUACGGCCCCCCUGGAGUUGGCAAAACAAGUAUAGCCCGAUCAAUUGCCCGUGCUUUGAAUCGAAAGUAUUUCCGAUUCUCCGUCGGUGGUAUGUCGGAUGUUUCAGAAAUCAAAGGGCACCGUCGUACUUAUGUGGGUGCGAUGCCUGGUAAGAUUAUACAGUGUUUAAAGAAAACGAAGACAGAAAAUCCUCUCAUUCUCAUAGAUGAGGUGGAUAAACUCGGCCGCGGUUGGCAAGGUGAUCCAGCUAGCGCACUUCUGGAGCUGCUGGAUCCUGAGCAAAAUGCCAAUUUCUUGGAUCAUUAUUUGGACGUAACCGUAGACUUGAGCCGUGUGCUAUUUAUUACUACAGCAAAUCAGUUGGAUACCAUACCUGAACCACUUCGAGACCGUAUGGAAAUGAUCGAAGUUUCUGGCUAUGUUGAGGAUGAGAAGUUGGAAAUCGCUCGGCGUUACUUGCUGCCCCAAGCGUCCGACCAAUGUGGCCUGACAACCGAUCGGAUGAUUAUCGACAGUGCUGCUCUGGUCCGCUUAAUCAAGCAAUACUGUCGAGAGAGUGGAGUUCGGAAUCUACAGAAGCACAUUGAAAAGAUCGUUCGCAAAGUCGCAUAUCAAUUGGUAAAUGUAGAAAAAGAGCCCCCGAUCCAUGUGACGUCAGAGAAUAUGAAUUCCUACGUUGGCCAUCCUGUAUGGAUUACCGAUCGACUUUAUGAACGUGACACUCCUCCCGGUGUGGUUAUGGGUUUAGCUUGGACAUCCAUGGGUGGAUCUGUGCUCUACGUAGAGUGCACGAGCAAAGCACCGUUUCCGGAACACCCUACAGAAAGUGAGACCCCUCCCGGGACCUCUUCCGAUUCGGAAGAGUCUGAACCAUCUGCUGUCCGCAAAGGUAGUCUCCAACUAACCGGAAGCCUUGGGAAUGUCAUGAAAGAAUCUGUCGCUAUCGCACACACUUUUGCUGGCUUGUUUGCUUUCUCCGGUGCCCCGUGUCCUUUCGCUGACGGCACAAUAAAGAAUAUGCUCAACGCCGAUGAAGCGAAGUCGGCAGGCGAAUUUCUACGCCAUGCUGAGCUACAUUUACAUGUUCCUCAAGGCGCAACUCCCAAAGAUGGGCCCUCGGCUGGCAUCACUAUGGUUACCGCCUUGUUAAGUUUGGCUUGCAACAAACCGGUUCGACCCGAUUUGGCUAUGACGGGCGAAGUCAGUCUAACUGGCAAAGUCCUUCAAGUCGGCGGGAUAAAAGAGAAAGUGCUUGCGGCCAAACGUGGCGGACUAACGUGUAUCAUUUUGCCUGAAACGAACCGCAAAGAUUUUGAUGAUCUGCCAGAGUUCAUUCGUGAAAAAUUGGAAGUUCAUUUCGUGAACCAUUACAAUGAGGUGUUCCCCGUGGCCUUUCCCUGAUUUUCAUAAGCUCGCGCACAUGCAGAUACACAACACCCAUACAAUUGCCCUUUCACGGAUGUUUUUCUACAAAACCCAUCACUAUCACCCUACCACAGUCACCUAGUCACUCCGGUGUGUCUGGGAGAUUUCCCAAUCGAUACAAUACAAUAUUUUGGCACCCUCUGAUCUCCAUUUUUCAUUCCGAUGUGUUCCUCCGUGUUCAUUGUCGUUUAGAUUAUUUGAUCUGUCAAACGCUUGAGAUUUUCUGUACGACCUCCUCAUUUUGUCACCCCAACUGUUUACCUCGCCACUUUCAUCGGCUGACCCGCCUCUUCACUCGGUACAGAGUAUGCAGCAGAAACGUAUAUAACCUUAAUUUCUGUUUCUCAUUAUGUGCACGGUGACACUGUUUUAACCGUCUAUUGGUGACCCCUACUCCGAUCUGGGAAUAAGUUCGUGAUUUGGCUUUCUCUCCUACCGUCCAUUAUUCCACUUCACUGCACUGGCACGUGAUCCUUUUAGCUCGUUUAUGUUGUACGGCGGCUUCCGUCGACUGAUUAUUGUCAACAGUCUCUUACACCACAGUGGUGUCUUCCACCUCCACCGAAUGAUGGCCAACCACAUGCUGUUGACCCUUGCCCACAACUUUUUCCUCUUUUGGGCAUCGACCACUAGCCCCUCUAUAAACCCCCCUUAGUCUCAGAUGUCGAUCCACUGCUUUAUUGUUGUCAUCACCUUGAUAUAAGUCAUUUGAUGGACUGAUCAUGUUCAACAAAGGCGAUCGUGAUUCACCAUGUCGCAUCUCCCCUUCGAUUGCUGUACUGGUCUGUAAUGGGGAUUUCAAGGCCUCUUCUCAACCUACACCAUUUUACUAGCUUCCUCUACUUUUACCUGAGCAGAUCAUCUUUUGCUUCCGACGACUGGUUGUCUCUAGUUCUUUCGUAUAAACAAUCCCUUUGCUGCCGCGU
Dicrocoelium dendriticum is the source of this 4068-nucleotide messenger RNA. The record is from the annotation of a GenBank genome assembly. Lineage: Eukaryota; Metazoa; Platyhelminthes; Trematoda; Plagiorchiida; Dicrocoeliidae.